CAGGCCUUCAGUCGGACUUGCAUACAUCCGCUUAUCUGGUUUUCCUUUUUUAAAUCUUCAGCUAAUAAAGAGCUUAUGUCCUCGCUUCUGGAACCUUCACCAUUGCGCCCUUAGACAUGGCCUCCACCACCUUUUGUAUUGACAUUCCUGUCUUUGGUGGUCAAGGCACUGCUGCCGCCAACUCUCCUCAGGCGCGCCAGCAGGCUCUCCUCGACGCCUCUUCUCCCUCAGGCUCCGUUCUCCUUGCUGCAUGCCACGCGACCCUCCAUGCCGAAUUGAAGACGCUUUCUUCGACAGAGCUCUCUCAAGUUAACAUCGAUCUGUCAGACUUCCAGACGAAAGAGUCCAUCCUUGCUCUACCCACCGAACGGUAUCUCCAUAAUGCAGUCAUUUCUGGCACAACACUCUUCCUCUUACAGACGCUGCGCUACCUAGCAUACAUUGACGCCUCAGUUGCUUCCAACGGGUCUCUCACCCCGUUCAGCGACGUUUUGAAAUCCAACUCUGUCCAUGGUGUCGGCAUCCUCGGAUUUUCAUCAGGGAUAUUGCCCGCCGCCGUCGUCGCUACCUCGUUUUCCAGUGUCUCUUUCCUCUCUACGGCCGUAGAAGCAUAUCGCCUGGCCAUAUGGAUUGGUGUACGUGCCCAAAUUUUCCGCCGCGCGACACUUUCGGGUCCGUUCCCUGAAGCCAUAUACUCUUCUCCUUGGAGCCUUGUGUUCCUUGGAUUGAGCAAACAAGAUGCAGAGGUGGCGAUCUCAGAUUUUGCAAAGACCGUCGCUGAACCAUCCCCUCUUUAUGUCACAGCAACAAUGGAUGCUAAUUCUGUCACUAUAUCAGGCCGUCCUGAUACACUGUCCGCAUUUUCGGAGUAUGUUACAGCACACUCGUCCGGAGCUAGUAUUGUUGUGCAUAAGACGACGCUCGACACCUUGUACCAUGCGCCACUUCAUGUGGCGGGAGCACGGGAUGAGAUCCUCGCUGACGUUGUUCGGAGGGGCAUUCAAUUCCCGCAAAUCACAGACAUCCAUGUUCCCUUCCGGUCCACAUUCACAGGGGAGGCAUUGAAGAAGGAUAUGACUGGGUCGCUUGUUGAGCUCGUUGUGGACAUGGUCAUUUCGCAGCCUGUCAACUGGGACCUAGUGACAUCCGGUGCUCUCAGAGACCUUCCUGAGGAUGCAUCUGUACGCCUGCUUAACGUCGGGCCUGGAACAGGUCUCUGUCGUGGUCUUGAAAGGGUGUUACGCAAAGAACGCGUAAAACUUCUCGAUCUUACGGCGUUGGACGCGAAGACCCCGCGUCAAUCGAAAGGCAAGCAGGAAGCUAUUGCUAUCGUUGGAAUGGCCGUCAAUAUGCCGGGAGCUCCCAACGUCUCUAAGCUCUGGGAAGUAUUGGAACAAGGUAUCAACACGAUUAGCGAGGUCCCAGAGAACCGGUUCAAAGUAUCGGACUACAAUGAGGCGAAGAAUCCGAAGCGGCAGAUGAAGGCUCACACCGGUAACUUCAUCGAAGGUGCUGAUGAAUUUGAUAACCGGUUCUUCAAGAUCAGUCCCAGGGAGGCGAAGAGCAUGGAUCCUCAACAGCGAGUCCUGCUUCACACCACUUACGAGGCACUGGAAGAUGCCGGCUAUGUUCCCAAUGCGACUCCUUCAUUCAAUCCAGAUACUUUCGGAUGUUACAUUGGUGUAGCCACCCACGAUUAUUUGCAGAAUCUACGCGACGACAUCGACGUGUACUAUAGCACUGGCACUUUAAAAGCGUUUCUGAGUGGACGUCUGUCUUAUUCGAUGCAGCUUAGCGGUCCGUCUAUCGUCGUAGAUACCGCAUGCUCGUCAUCCGGUGUCGCUGUAUAUCAAGGAGCGCGUGCGCUCAUGAACGGAGACUGCAAUGCGGCGAUUGUUGGCGGCGUUAAUGUGAUCGCCAGUCCAGACAUGUUCCUGGGACUCGAUCGAGGCCAUUUCCUGAGCCCAACUGGACAAUGCAAAGCAUUCGAUGCAUCCGCCGAUGGGUAUUCCCGAAGUGAAGGUUGCGGGAUAUUCGUCUUGAAGCGUCUGUCCGACGCUAUCGCCGAGAACGACAACAUUUGGGGUGUCAUCCGAGGCAUCGAAGUCAACCAGAGUGGUCUGGCUCACUCGAUCACUCAUCCUCAUGCUCCCACCCAGAUCACACUCUUCAAACAGCUGCUGGAGAACACGGGCGUCGACGUAAACCGAAUUAAUGUUGUCGAAGCUCACGGAACGGGAACUCAAGCUGGAGAUCCAAAUGAGCUUGAGAGCAUCCGUGGUGUAUUUGCGCAGAAGCGCGGUGCGAAGAAUCCAUUGCAUAUCACGUCCGUGAAGGCAAACAUUGGGCAUCUGGAGGCGGCAUCUGGUGCUGCAGGACUUGCGAAGAUACUUCUCAUGAUGGCGCACCGUACCAUCCCCCGUCUUAUCUCCCUUCAUGAUCUAAAUCCGCGCAUUGCCCCAUUAGAAUCAGAUAACACCAUCAUCGACAGGGUCCAUACUGCUUGGGAGCCUUCUCCCGGCGGUCAGACGAGAUUGGCGCAUAAACUCCGAGCAAAGUAUAUCAGCUGGCUCCAGAGUUCGGAGAGCGCCGACUUCAGACUAGCGGAUAUCGCUUACACGUCCACGAGUCGUCGCCAGCUUUAUGAGCAUCGCACUGCUGUGGCUGCCUCUACGAGGGACGAGCUUAUUGAGAAACUGCAGAAAGCUAAAUCUGUUCAGUCUUCCUCUCAAGAUGGAAAGGUCGUUUUCGUAUGGGGCGUGUCCCUUUACGAUUCAUCGCCGAUCUUCAAAUCUCACAUUGACGAAUGCCAUUCAUUCCUUACUGCAUCCGGAUUUUGCGGUGUAUUGCCUAUCAUUGCUCCUGGACCCGACGGCACGGGUUUAACGGAGACGGAAGAAUUUGAGGCCUAUCAAACGGCUAUCUUCGCAUUGGAGUAUGCGCUUGCUAAACUGUGGAUGUCAUGGGGCGUGAAACCGACGGCUGUGGUUGGUCACAGUCUCGGGGAAUAUGCAGCGCUCGUCAUUGCCAAUGUCAUAUCGUUGCGGGGUGCUCUUACCAUCAUUGCCCACCGUGUGCGUCUUAUGGUCACGAAAUGCGCGGUCUCGUCAACCAGCAUGAUUGCCGUCAAUCUAGCGCAAUCAUUACUUCAGGAGAUCUUGAAGGCGACCGCUUUCGAUAAACUGAGCAUUGCGUGCUUCAACAGUCCCGUUGAUUGCGUUGUGUCUGGACCAUUGGAGCAGCUUCGUGCAUUGAAGGAGCACUUGGAUGCCGAAGUCCACUGCAAGAACGUUCUUCUGACUGUUCCAUUUGGAUACCAUAGCAUGGCGAUGGCGCCCAUUCUUGACGAUCUCGACGCAGUUGCCCUGAACGUGACUCUUAGAGCUCCAACGAUCCCCAUCAUCUCCAAUGUCCAUGGUGAUGUUGUGCACCCUGGUGACGCGUCCGUUUUCGACGCACAGUAUUUCUCCAGGCAUUGUGCCGAGCCAGUCCAAUUCGAUCGUGGGAUUCACGCGUUGAUGGCGCUACCCGAGUGCUCCAAAAUUGAUGCGUGGCUGGAAAUUGGUCCCCAUACUACAUGCCUCCCGAUGAUCAAGGCGAUCACAGCACCUCUUGGCGCACCUCUACUUCUUGGUUCGAUCCGAAAGCAGCAGGACCCGUGGUCAACGCUCACGGCGACUCUGGCUCAGCUCUACCAAGCGAAUGUGCCCGUUGCAUGGAGAGAGACGUUCUCUCAUGUACCUGAUGUGUCGUGCAUUAGUCUCCCGUCGUAUCCCUUUGCGUCGUCGAGAUUCUGGGUCACUUUCAAAGAGGAGGCAGCUGUUGAGAAGGUUUCUCGAGUGGAAGUUCCUGCAAAGCGGACUAUCUCCAAUUCAGCCCUUCUACAUGAAUGGGUCCAGGAGCCGUCUCCAGCGAACGGGUUUACGUCCAUCUUUGAGACGCCUAUCAGUCAAUUGGCGAGCUCAAUUACGGGACAUCGGGUUGCAGGGAUAGCUUUGUGUCCUGCUUCUGUGUAUCUGGAACAGUUGUUUGCUGGCAUCGACUUGACUCGUAUUCAUCUGGGUUCUGAGUCUAUUGACAAGCAGGCGAUCCUCCGGGCUAUCAAGUUCAUGCACGGUUUGGUAUAUGACGAGUCCAUCGCACGCGUUGUCGUGACGGUGAUCACUUUGACCGGGGACGCAGGCACUUUCAGCGUCAGCUCGCGAGUAGAAGGUUCGAAUGAGCAGACCUCGCAUGCUCAUGGCGAAUUCCGUCUCCAGUCUGCAGCUGCCACCCUCACCAAAUUCACUCGUGCCCUUCCUACCAUCAACCGCCACAUCGCUGCGGUCACGAAGCCCGGCUCACAGCAGGAAACGUUCUCGACGAGGACAGUGUACGAGGGAUUGUUCCAGCGCGUGGUCGACUAUUCCAAGGAGUAUCAUACCAUGCAGUCCCUCACGAUCGAUGCUAGUCAUAUGGAAGGAUGCGCGCAAGUUCGUCUUCCCCGCGAUCACGAUAAAGGACCAUACGUCGUGCACCCGGUGUUCAUGGAUACUUUACUUCAUGUGGCAGGUUUCGUGGCGAAUAUGCAGGGUGAACGGAAUGACGCGUUUAUCUGCACCGAAGUUGGCUCUGUCAAGGUCAUUCCUGAAUUCAUCGAUACGAACGCGGAAUAUGUCGUGUACUGCAGCAACGUGUGGGUGGAGAACGAGGGUGCGAUUCUUGCAGAGGCGUGGGCGUGCCAAAAGGGAGAACCUUCUCGGGUUGUGGCCUGUAUGAAAGGUAUGCAAUUCCGGCGGCUUAAACUCAACGCGUUUUCGCGCCUCCUUGCGAGAGCUGCAGGAAAGCCUCUUCAAUCGUCCGUGCUCAAACCCUCUCCUAAGCCUGCCGCUCCUGCUGCUGCUCGUCGUCCUACUGUACACCAUCACCGUUCUUCCGAGCCGGAGGGGCCUAAUGUUGAGUCCACUGUCCUCACAAUCGUGGCCGAGACUUGCGACGUCAGCCCUUCCUCCGUUUCCACUACCACAGAUCUCGAAGCCAUUGGUGUCGACUCCCUCAUGUCCAUCGAAAUCUUUGCACGGCUCCAACAAUCCUUCUCAGAGUACAAUCUCUCCGCUCACUCUCUGACGUCUUGCCGAACGACUGGGGAUAUCAUUCGUGAAGUCGCGGCUAACCGACCGGCACAUGCUACGAGUAUCCCGUCGUCUCCGACUAUUCGUGUCGCGACCAGUGUUCCGUCAUCACCAGCGACGCUCUUCUCGGAAGAUCAGCUCCCAGAGCCCACCCAGUUAUCCGUCGACGACGAGACCGACAUUAAGGGUGUUCUUGCCACGGUUUUGGACAUCAGUGUCGAUGACAUCAAGGAUGACAUUGACUUUGAGCAACUCGGUUUGGAUUCGCUGACCUCGAUUGAGGCACUUCAUUCGCUGAAGAGUGAGCUGGGACUAGAUCUUCCAAGCGAUUUCUUCACGACCUGCAAUACGGUUCGCUCUGUUCAAGACUACCUACAACGUCAUCGUCAGGCGGCGAAGAAGGUGGUGGCGAUCUCUGUGUCGAAGAACCUGGAUGGCGACAAUGCUAGUGCGUCUCACCUUGUCAAGAGUCUACGACUCGAAUCCCUUCCAUCCUCUAUCCAAACCCAUUCCGGCAACGGCGCUCUUCCUCUUUUCUUGAUCCACGACGGUAGCGGUUUAGUCAAUUACUACUCCCGCCUUCAGCCGUUAGCUCGGUCCAUCUAUGGGAUUCACAAUCCGCACUUCAUUUCAUCGCAGCCUUGGGAGAAUGUGGUCGAAAUGUCCCAGGCGUACGCCAAGGUCAUCUCUCAAGUUUCCAAGGGACCACUCUUGCUCGGAGGAUGGUCGUUCGGUGGUGUGGCUGCCUAUGAGACCGCUCUUCAACUCCAGAAACAAGGCAUCAUUGUGAAGGGCAUCCUUCUCAUCGACUCUCCCAACCCCAUCAACCACGUCCCUCUUUCGAAAGACCUGAUCGCUGCCGCAGUGCAACUCGAUUCUCGGAGCAGUGCCUCUGAAGUCGGCCAGCUAGUCAAGAAGCAGUUUGCCAUGAACGCUGCGAUACUUAAGGAUUACGACCCUCGCGCGACACAGGGCGUAUGCCCUCCUAUUGUCCUGCUCCGAUCCAGUGAAGGCUUCAAUCCCGAGGGAGUCGCUGAUGUUCCGAGAUGGCUUGCUGACCGGAGCGACGCGAAGAAUGCUACGGUUGGUUGGGAUACGCUGACUCCUUCCUCCGUGAAGGUGUUUGACAUCCCUGGGAACCACUUCCAACCGUUUAACACUGCUAAUAUUGCUUCUGUUUCUUCCAAAAUGGCUGAUGCGUGUCGAUACCUGGAGGGCGUAUGAGGAUUAAUGGGCAUUCUAUAUGUAUUGUUAGAUUAGUUAUUAGACGUUAGAGUUGUGUACACAAUAUUUUAUGCAAUCAUUUCAAUGCAAUUUCAAAGAGAUUCAAUUCAGCCCGAACAUGCACUUUAUCUCAGGAUUUACAAAGUUUACAGUUCACAGUUUAGGA
Molecule: messenger RNA, 6501 nt
Organism: Desarmillaria tabescens
Lineage: Eukaryota; Fungi; Basidiomycota; Agaricomycetes; Agaricales; Physalacriaceae
Product: polyketide synthase
Exons: 10
Coding region: 117-6335 (2072 amino acids)
Biological process (GO): fatty acid biosynthetic process; secondary metabolite biosynthetic process
Molecular function (GO): 3-oxoacyl-[acyl-carrier-protein] synthase activity; fatty acid synthase activity; phosphopantetheine binding
Source: RefSeq, a predicted model, not a curated record